CUGCGCUGGGGUAUGCGGUACCGCCUCGCGUGUCUGCUGCACAGCGCGCUGCCCAGCACCUUCCGUCCGGUCCCCGGCGCUCACCUGCUGUCCCCGAAGCGCCUCAGUAGUGUCCAAAAGAAGACUUACAUCAAAAUGAACAACCCAGCUAUUAAGAGACUAGGAGACCACAUUGUCAAGUCUCCUGAAGAUAAGCGGGAAUACCGAGGACUGGAGCUGGCCAAUGGCAUCAAGGUCCUUCUCAUCAGCGAUCCUACCACAGAUAAGUCAUCAGCAGCACUUGAUGUACACAUAGGUUCAUUGUCGGAUCCUCCAAAUAUUGCUGGCUUAAGUCAUUUUUGUGAACAUAUGCUAUUUUUGGGAACAAAGAAAUACCCUAAAGAAAAUGAAUACAGCCAGUUUCUGAGUGAGCAUGCAGGAAGUUCAAAUGCCUUCACUAGUGGAGAGCAUACUAAUUACUAUUUUGAUGUUUCCCAUGAGCAUCUCGAAGGUGCCCUGGACAGGUUUGCACAGUUUUUCCUGUGCCCCUUGUUUGAUGAGAGUUGCAAAGACAGAGAGGUGAAUGCAGUUGAUUCAGAACACGAGAAGAAUGUGAUGAAUGAUGCCUGGAGACUCUUUCAGUUGGAAAAAGCAACAGGGAACCCUAAACACCCCUUCAGCAAAUUUGGGACAGGUAACAAAUAUACUCUAGAGACUAGACCAAACCAAGAAGGCAUUGAUGUAAGACAAGAGCUACUACAGUUCCAUUCUACUUAUUAUUCAUCCAACUUAAUGUCUAUUUGUGUUUUGGGUCGAGAAUCCCUGGAUGACUUGACUAAUCUGGUGGUAAAAUUGUUUUCUGAAGUAGAGAACAAAAACGUCCCAUUACCAGAAUUUCCUGAACACCCUUUCCAGGAGGAACAUCUUAAACAACUUUACAAAGUGGUACCCAUUAAAGAUAUUAGGAAUCUUUAUGUGACAUUUCCCAUACCUGAUCUUCAAAAAUACUACAAAUCAAAUCCUGGCCAUUAUCUUGGUCAUCUCAUUGGGCAUGAAGGUCCUGGAAGUCUACUAUCAGAACUUAAAUCAAAGGGCUGGGUAAAUACUCUUGUUGGUGGGCAAAAGGAAGGAGCCCGAGGUUUUAUGUUUUUUAUCAUUAAUGUGGACUUGACUGAAGAAGGAUUGUUACAUGUUGAAGAUAUAAUUCUGCACAUGUUUCAGUACAUUCAGAAGUUACGGGCAGAAGGACCUCAAGAAUGGGUUUUCCAAGAGUGCAAGGACUUGAAUGCUGUUGCUUUUAGAUUUAAAGAUAAGGAAAGACCAAGGGGCUACACUUCAAAGAUUGCAGGAAUAUUGCAUUAUUAUCCCCUAGAAGAAGUGCUUACAGCUGAAUAUUUGCUGGAAGAAUUUAGACCUGAUUUAAUAGAGAUGGUUCUUGAUAAGCUCAGACCAGAAAAUGUUCGGGUUGCCAUUGUUUCCAAAUCUUUUGAAGGAAAAACCGAUCGCACAGAGGAGUGGUACGGCACCCAGUAUAAACAAGAAGCCAUACCAGAUGAAGUCAUUAAGAAAUGGCAAAAUGCUGACCUGAAUGGGAACCUUAAACUUCCAACAAAGAAUGAAUUUAUUCCCACAAAUUUUGAGAUUUUAUCAUUAGAAAAAGAAGCAACGCCAUAUCCUGCUCUUAUUAAGGACACAGCCAUGAGCAAACUCUGGUUCAAACAAGAUGAUAAAUUUUUCUUGCCAAAAGCUUGUCUCAACUUUGAAUUUUUCAGCCCCUUUGUGUAUGUGGACCCCUUGCACUAUAACAUGGCCUAUUUGUACCUUGAGCUCCUCAAAGACUCACUCAACGAGUAUGCAUAUGCAGCAGAGCUAGCAGGCUUGAGCUAUGACCUCCAAAAUACCAUCUAUGGGAUAUAUCUCUCAGUGAAAGGUUACAAUGACAAGCAGCCAAUUCUGCUAAAGAAGAUUAUUGAGAAAAUGGCUACCUUUGAGAUUGAUGAAAAAAGAUUUGAAAUUAUCAAGGAGGCAUACAUGCGCUCUCUUAACAACUUCCGAGCUGAGCAGCCCCACCAGCAUGCCAUGUACUACCUGCGCCUGCUGAUGACUGAAGUCGCCUGGACCAAAGACGAGCUGAAGGGAGCCCUGGAUGAUGUCACCCUCCCUCGCCUUAAGGCCUUCAUACCUCAGCUUCUGUCCCGGUUGCACAUUGAAGCACUUCUCCAUGGAAACAUAACAAAGCAGGCUGCAUUAGGAAUUAUGCAAAUGGUUGAAGACACCCUCAUUGAACAUGCUCAUACCAAACCUCUCCUUCCAAGUCAGCUGGUUCGGUAUAGAGAAGUUCAGCUUCCUGACAGAGGAUGGUUUGUUUACCAGCAGAGGAAUGAAAUUCACAAUAACUGUGGCAUCGAGAUCUACUACCAGACAGACAUGCAGAGCACGUCCGAGAACAUGUUCCUGGAGCUCUUCUGUCAGAUCAUCUCGGAGCCUUGCUUCAACACCCUGCGCACCAAGGAGCAGCUGGGCUACAUUGUCUUCAGCGGACCACGUCGAGCCAACGGAAUACAGGGUUUGCGAUUCAUAAUCCAGUCAGAAAAGCCACCUCACUACCUAGAAAGCAGAGUGGAAGCUUUCUUAAUUACCAUGGAAAGGUCCAUAGAGGACAUGACAGAAGAGGCCUUCCAGAAACACAUUCAAGCAUUAGCAAUUCGUCGACUAGACAAACCAAAGAAGCUGUCUGCAGAAUGUGCUAAAUACUGGGGAGAAAUCAUCUCCCAGCAAUACAAUUUUGAUCGAGAUAAUACAGAAGUGGCUUAUUUGAAAACACUUAGCAAGGAAGAUAUUAUCAAGUUCUACAAGGAAAUGUUGGCAGUAGACGCCCCAAGGAGACAUAAGGUGUCCGUUCAUGUUCUUGCCAGGGAAAUGGAUUCUUGUCCCGUGGUUGGAGUGUUCCCGUGUCAAAAUGAUGUGAAUUUGUCACAAGCACCAGCCUUGCCGCAACCUGAAGUGAUUCAGAACAUGACGGAGUUCAAGCGUGGUUUACCAUUGUUCCCCCUCGUGAAACCACAUGUCAACUUCAUGGCUGCAAAACUCUGAAGGUCCUCUUGGGUGAAAAGUGCAAGUGGCUCACUCCUGCACCUGCCAGGGCCUGGGAACCAAUCUUGGCCACUAGUAGCUUUUGUUUCCUUGAGAGACAAAAGAAAAAAUGAAGCUGUCAUUAUGUAGAAAUACUAAAAAUCCAAAGUAAUUAUAUUACAAAAUCUUAUACAUGUAGAAUAUUUUAAAAAUACAUGCCUCUUCAAUAUUUAAAAAUAAUUCUUUUCAUUACUAAGAGAAAUCUCCCAUAUUAAACAGUGCUUAAAAUGAUGAAUGAUAUUCCUAUAGAAUCUUCUAUCCCUAGUGUGUAAAAUAGUCACUUUCCAGGAGAAAAGUUAGAUUUUUUUUUUUAAGCCUCUUAGGUUGGCUGAGAAGGCUGCAAAACAUGAGACAGGUAAUACCUUUUUAAAAAGUGAUUCUCAAAUUUGCUUUCUUUUUUGAUGAUUUCAUGUACAUCAGUGGAGAACCUUACAUUUGAACAAAGCCACAUAGUCUUUUAUUCGUGAAACUGCUGAUUAUAGAAGGCAUGGUUUUAAUCUUUUUAUAAAAUUUGAACAUGUUUUAUAUAUAAAUUAGUAAAAUGCUGGAAAACCCUAGAACAUCCUACUUAUUACAGUGCUAGAAAUCGUUAUCUUACAUCAAUUUUGUCCCCAGAGGAACUUCUCAGGGUCACUGUGGCUUGUUUCUUCCUGACGAGCCCCAUUGGCAGUCUUGUGUUCACUGUGGUUUGCAGGGUCCUGACAGCUCCACUUUGUCUCAUCAACAUGUCGCCGUAGCUAUUGAACAAGGACCAGUAGGGUCCCCUUCAGAUUCCACUGAGUGGGAUGUACCCUUACAACAUCAUCAGUGACACACACCCAACCAACUUCUUACUUCCAUGAAGUUGCAGUCGGCAUGUGAGCCAAAACACCCCCCUCCCACCCAUCCCCGGCCAUACACACUAUGAAUUUAAAAAGCAACAAAUACAAAGCCACUUUUUUGGAGAUAGAAAUCAACAAACAAACCUGGAUUCUUAAAUAGCACGAUUUCCUAAAGACUAAAAAACCUUGUUGCCACCAGUCUAAUCUUGCUUAAGUGUUAAGCUUGUGGCUUUGACCCUGUAAAUAUAAACAUGCAAGCACACAUGACGACUGGAGUGGACUUUAAACAAUCUUUCCUCAUGAGAUUCUAUUUCUUCUCAAAUUGUUACUCGACACUUAACAACUAUUUUCACAUAUUUACUGAUAGUAAAACUUGCUUCAAGAGAAAUUGUGACUAUGAAGGCUCUUCAAAAAGUCCAGGUAAUCCCAAUUCCCCAUCGACUUUCUGAAACCUUCUUGGGCACCUCCUCGGCUACAUCCAGGCCCUUACUGUCCGCCAUCAGGCAAAGUCAAGGACAGGCUUUUCAAAUGACAUUUUACCUCCAUCUGGAUUGUUUGCCCAAGAUUUCUUUCAGUGGAGUUGUUUUUCACAUCUUGAGUUUGUACAUCAUUUUCCUAUUGGUCUAAAUUUGGGGCAAGAACGCUAAGUCACAAUUUUGGGCGCUGCUCUUGAGCACAGGGCUCUAUUUCUCCUCUCAGAUUCACGUGGUGCUGUAACUGUCUCUGUCCCCCCCUUCAAGAGCCUGCGUGUGUGAGCCCCGACUAGUCCUCAGAAGGCCUGUGAGUCAUGGCCCCUUCUGGUCUUACGCAUUUGUAGACUCUGCACGAGAAACCUAAAAUUAUCCCUGAGUGUUUAAAUCUGCCGCUAGAAGAGUAAGUAAAAUCCUACCUACCUUUUCGUGGAAAACCAUGUGCUACUGAGUAAUUUUUAGCUCUUUUUUCUUCUUUUUUUUUUAACGGGCGAAAUUUAAUCGUGUCACUUCUAGGAGAAAGGUGCCUGACGCGAUCUGUCGUCUUCCAGUAGCCUCUGGUGGUGGUUCAGUGUGCGCCAGCACUGUCUGCUCUCCAGACCGGCUCCAGAGCCCCUGUGGUCACUCAGGCACACCAGUGGAUUCAUGUCACAAGGUCCAAGCUGCAGUCCAGGAGCAAUAACCCUCCCCCUGGGUACUGCUAUUCACUCGGUGCUUGGUGUGUGAGAUUUGUGAAGGAGACUUCACGUUGUUCAUCAACCUGUGACUCUAAAAACAAAAAGCCUUCGCUUUGACUAAGUUGAUGGGGAAAGAGAGGGCAUGUGACACAGCCGGUGCGGUGUUGUGCUAGGGUUAUCCUGUUUACAAUAAAUCGCCUGAAUCCAA
Echinops telfairi (small Madagascar hedgehog) is the source of this 5287-nucleotide messenger RNA. It is a transcript of the gene IDE, whose product is annotated as insulin degrading enzyme. Gene Ontology annotation, cellular component: cytosol; mitochondrion; peroxisomal matrix. The record is from RefSeq and is a predicted model, not a curated record. Gene Ontology annotation, biological process: peptide catabolic process. The transcript is spliced from 25 exons. The coding region runs from base 13 to 3072 and encodes 1019 amino acids. Gene Ontology annotation, molecular function: metalloendopeptidase activity; metal ion binding. NCBI's taxonomy places the organism in Eukaryota, Metazoa, Chordata, Mammalia, Afrosoricida, Tenrecidae.